AUGAAAACUAUGACAUUAACAGAAAGUGAAGAGCUCGGAGAUCUUCAAGGUUACGAACAUUUGAUCCCUGCUCCCAGACGUAGCUUAGCCCUACAACACUCGCUAGAAUCUAGUAAAGACACUAAAACUUCGAAACUUACAUUAGAUGAUAUUGACCUUACCCCAUUAGACACCACAUUUGAUAAACAAAUGUUCUUGGGCUUGCCCAUGUUUCUAGAAAAAGAAAGAGAGCCUGACAGGACACCAGUAAAUCGUUCUAUGAGAGCAAUAUAUGAUGAUCCACCAUCAGGGAUUUCUGAUAUUAUUCAAGCAGGGGAACUAAGGAAAAAAUACAUGUCUAUGUUGUCUCAAAGAAAUAAUUUAAACAAUUCAAAUAUAUCCCUGCAAAGUAUAGAACUGACCUCCGGAAGGAAAAAACUAUUACUAAUAACAAGAACAGUAGGAAAUGUAAAGCAUGUGACUUACCGAAGAGAUUCUGUAAAAAUGAGUAUAUUGGACAGUGAAAGAAUUGAAACUUUGAUAGCAGAAAAUGACAGUAACAUCCCUACGUUUAAUGAAUUUAAAAAUGAUUUUGAUUUCAUGGUGAAAUUAACACAGUCCCACAAUCUAAACAAGAUUGCAGGAAAACGAUUGCAAUAUCUGAAGGACAAAUUUGAACUAUAUCAAUCUUUGAAUGCCAAAACAGAAAUAUUACAAAAUAAAAUGGUUCCACAUAGAGAUUUUUAUAAUACCAGGAAAAUUGAUCAAAAUUUAUUACUAAGCGGCUGUAUAUCCCAACAUCAAUUGAAUGAUUUCAUUUGUAAGAAAAUUGCGACAGAUUCAGAAAGAGUAGUAUACAUCAAUUCAACAGGGAGUAAGUUCAAAUUGAAAGAUAUCUUCAAGAUUAUGAAUUCAUGUACGGAAGCUGUUCAUUUUAAUAUGAAGAUAAUAGAUGACGAAUUCUUAGAAUGGUAUCAUACUAGAUACCUUCCCAAUUAUCAUAUUAUUCCCUUCCAAGUUAUUGAUGAGGAAGCAUUGAAAGGCAAAACCUUAUAUUUUUUUCUAUUGGCAAAAACUUUCUUAGAAUUUGAUAACUCUAUAGAAGGAGAAUAUCUAGCUCAACUAUUAAAAGAACGUGUAAUUAACCCACUGGAAGAGUCAGUUUAUCAACUAGCCCAACUUUCAGUUGAUUUCCAAUUUUAUCCACUCGACAAGGAUAAGGAUUGGUGGUUUACUUUUUCAGAUUGGAUCGUUAGAUGGAAUUUGAUAUCACCUUAUAUACGAUGGAACAUUCAACUGUCAAGAUCGUAUAAAAAGCUAUUUAAGGUGGGAAGGGUAGAGAAUUUCCAAGAUUAUUUUGAUAUUAUAUUUAAUCCACUAUUAACUGCUGAUAAUGUGAACAACAGCAAUCUUCAGAUAUUUUUGUCUUCCGUUUGCUCAUUCGAUUUGCACACAAAUGUUACCGAUGAUUAUCUAUGGCAUUCCUUUUUAGACACUAAUUGUCUUCCUAAAUUAUGGACUGGCAAAGGUGAUAAUCCGACAAUAUCACAGUAUCUCUACUAUAUUUUUGUUAAUAUAUCCAAGAUAAAUAAUAUUCGAUUCAUUAAUUCCCAAAACACAUUUCUUUAUAGGAGCAAUUGUUCACCAUUGAAUAAUCAUACCUCACAAUUUAGUGACACAUUAUGCUUCACAACACUAUUAGAGUCCCUGAUUGGUAAUUUUUUGCUCUGUAACGGCGGGUUAUUAGAUUCUGAACCGAUUUGGCAAAAUCCUACACUUAUACCAUAUUUAUUUUACCUUUAUCAGAUCCCGAUAGUUACACAACCGUUAUCGUCUGCAACAAACAAUCGCUCUAAUAAACUUGACAUUUCAUCUCUUCAGAUGCCCGAAGCUGAUUCAUUUAGGAACGUAAUAAUGGAAGAGCAAUCAAAUUAUCUGGCAAACCCAUUCAUGACAUUUUUUAAAAUUGGUUUCAAAGUUUCUUUAUCUUCCAAGUCCAUUUUAUUCAAUAAUUCUUAUACCGCUGAACCAUUAGUGGAAGAAUAUGGAGUCGCAUCGCACAUUUAUUUAUUGAACGCUGCUGAUCUUUGUGAAUUGGCAAGGACAAGCGUGCAAUCUAGUGGAUAUGGAUCAUAUCAAAAGAGAAAUUGGUUAGGGAUAAGUAGCAGAAAAGGUGGGUUUUUUAAAGAUAAUAUGGGUUUUGUAGAUGUUUGGUAUGAUGUUGAAUAUGACACUUCGGAGAAACAUAACGUUCCGAUUUUGAGAAGAAAAUAUCGAUUUCAAACUUUGAAGCAAGAAUGGUUAUUUAUUAUGACUUCAAGUUAG
Molecule: messenger RNA, 2304 nt
Organism: Naumovozyma dairenensis CBS 421
Lineage: Eukaryota; Fungi; Ascomycota; Saccharomycetes; Saccharomycetales; Saccharomycetaceae
Product: metallo-dependent hydrolase superfamily protein
Exons: 1
Coding region: 1-2304 (767 amino acids)
Biological process (GO): IMP salvage
Cellular component (GO): cytosol
Molecular function (GO): AMP deaminase activity
Source: RefSeq, a predicted model, not a curated record